CUAAAUUAUGAACUUACUAUACAUUUUAGGAUUACUUGGUUUACUAAAAUGCACAAUUCUGCUAUAUUUUGUAUGAAAAUUGUUGAGACCUAGUGCAGAUUUAAGAAAUAUGGAAAUGGAUCAUAGGUAUUCAUUACAGAAGCAUCAGGCGGAAUAGGAAUAUAAUUAGCAAUUAAAUUUUCAAAGGAGGGAUUUAAAAUAAUCUUAGUUGCUCUGAGCGCGUUCAAAAUUAGAGGCAGUAGAGUAGCAAUGGCAAACGAAAUCACUUAAUUUAUGGACAAUAUAUCACUUGAAAGGCUAAUUCAGGAGGUAGGUGAGAGGGUUGUGAGUACAGUAAUAAACAAUAUAGGUGUAGAUGCUUUCAGUAGUUUCCAUGUGAUUUCAGAUGAAGUUAUCUACAAAACCAUUAAAGUGAAUUGCUUAUCAGUGACAAUUUUAAUUAAAAGGUUUAUCCCCCAACUGUUAAGAGGGAGAUCAUAUAUAUCUGCAAUAUUAAAAUGUGACUUCUCUGGCAAGGUGAAUUCCAACUCCCUUUUUCAAUUUAUAUAAUGAA
This is a messenger RNA of Paramecium octaurelia, 553 nucleotides long. Lineage: Eukaryota; Ciliophora; Oligohymenophorea; Peniculida; Parameciidae. The record is from the annotation of a GenBank genome assembly.